Messenger RNA from Gopherus flavomarginatus (Mexican gopher tortoise), 3122 nucleotides. RefSeq lists its product as uncharacterized. The coding region runs from base 99 to 1460 and encodes 453 amino acids. Gene Ontology annotation, biological process: innate immune response; inflammatory response; regulation of apoptotic process. The record is from RefSeq and is a predicted model, not a curated record. The transcript is spliced from 6 exons. Gene Ontology annotation, cellular component: canonical inflammasome complex. NCBI's taxonomy places the organism in Eukaryota, Metazoa, Chordata, Testudines, Testudinidae.
CACGGGGGUGGGGCGAAGGGAUCCCGGGAGGCCGAUGGGGAACUCGCUUCCCAGAAGGGGCGGGCAGCAGCGCCGAGCUCGCUUCGGGCAGGGCCGCCAUGGAGCAGCUGGUGAAGCAGCUGCUGGGCCCCCUGGAGAAGAAAGGCGAGCGGGAGCUGCAGCGCUUCGGCAAGAGGCUGGAGAAGUGUCUGAGGAGGGAGGGGGAGAAGCUCUUCGCCGCGGACACGCCGGAGGGAGGGGCGGAGCCGGCCCCGGAUAUUAACGGCCUCAGGGACAGCGCCGAGCACUGCGGGCUGGAGCUGCUGACAGAUCUGGACCGCAUCAGAAACCUGGCAGAGGCACUCGGCACAGACGUGCCCCCUGAAUCUGCAGCCACUACUGUGCAGAGUGAGCCCCUUCCUGUGGGUGCUACAGCCGUAGCAGCAGAGUCCUCCCCCACAGUGAUUCCUGACUCUGAGCAGCUGGAAAUUCUCCCUUUGGACAAUGCAGAGGGACACACAGUUGUCCUGCGGAGCCCAGAGGUAUCAGAAAUAUUCCAGUCUCAGCCACUGGUGGAGGGCAGCCACGUGGCCUUCAGCUGCUUCAUCGCAGGAUACUUCCCCCAGGAGCUAACUGUGACCUGGCUCAGGAGGGAGAGUGGAGCCAGUGUGGCCAUGCCCAUCAAGGACUCUGCUGAUUAUGCCAUCAUCCACAAGGAGACCCGUGCCAAAGACAAAGAGACCUACCAGCAGAUGGUGAUGCUGUCCUUCACCCCGUUGGCACAGAGAGACCACGGGGCAGAGUUCAUCUGCCAGGUGGGACAUGUGGCCCUGCAGACCCUCAUUGAGAGGAGCACCGGGAUGCUGGAGGUCAAAGGUGUAGCUACCCCCGACGCCAAGGAGGUUGCCCCCGACGCCAGGGAAGUGACUUCUGUUUCCAAGGAGGUUGCCCCCGACGCCAGGGAAGUGACUUCUGUUUCCAAGGAGGUUGCCCCCGACGCCAGGGAAGUGACUUCUGUUUCCAAGGAGGUUGCCCCCAACUCCAGGAAAGUUACUCCUAUUUUCAAAAAAGUUGCCCCCAACUCCAGGGAAGUUACUCCUGUUUUUGAAGAAGUUUCCCGCUACUCCAGGGAAGUUACUGCUGUUUCCAAAGAAGUUACGCCUGACUCCAGAGAAUUUAAGCCCAUUUCCAGGGAAGACAGAGGAAGCACAGCUGGUAGAAAAGAGACACACUUUGUGGACCGGCACCGAGAACAGCUCAUCCAGCGAGUAACUCUGGUCGAGGGCGUCCUAGAUAAGCUGCUGGGUGACGUGUUGGACACUGAGCAAUAUCUGACCAUUACAGCCGAGAGAACCAACCCAAUGAAAAUGCGGAAGCUAUACGAGUUCAUGGUGAGCUGGAACAAGUAUUGCAAGGACCAGCUCUACGAGGCGCUGAAGGACAAGUGCAAGUUCCUUGUUGCAGAUCUGGAAGGGGAAUGAACACACACACUCUCACUCACUCUCUGUCUCCCUCUCUCUCUCUCCCUUUACUUCCAGUGUCUGUUGCAGGGAAGAAAACCCAUUUCUGGCUCUUCCCCAUGUUUCCAAAGAUGUCACAACUGGUUAAGACGAGGGCUUCAUGAAAACUUCCCCUUGAAAUUAUUUUUCAAUGGAAAAUCAGGUUUUUAACAAGAUAAAAUAUCUACUUUCUGAGGAAAAAAAAUUAUUGUUGAAAAACCAAAUCUAUUUCAGCCAAAACCAGAAAAUAUUUCAAUGUGGGUAUAACUUAUGGGAGUUGUAGUUCACUUGCCUCAUCCCCAUUCUCAUCUAUGGACCAGGGCCCUCAGCUGAACUACAUUUCCCAUGAUACACCAUGGCCAGGGAUUCCCAUGAUGCAACUGCCUCCUCACCAAAAGGAGAGACCAUGGUGCAUGCUGGAGCCCAGACUACAGUGGAGAAUGCGAUCACGAGGCACCAAAAUUUCAACACCCAUUUGGAACUGCGACAGCAUUUCCAAAUCAAAAUAUUUUGGUUUAGUUUAGUGUUUGGGUUUUUUUGUUUUUUUGCUGAAAUGUUGAACUUUUCAGUGAAAAAUCUGGACAAGAAUGAAAUCUAUUUAUCUGUUUUUGUUUGGGGGUUUUGUUUAAAACAUCAGUGGAAAAAUGCUUCAUUUGCCAACGGCAGAGCCCCAAUCCAAACUGCAGCUCCUUCUCCUCACCUGGCUCUCCCAGCCACCUCAGCCCCUGACUGCUACAUGCUGUUGGCAACUGAGCGUGAAGGGCUGGAGGCUGAACUGAACAGCUGCUGGACUGCGCUGGUGAGGACCGCAAAUCUAGGGGGGGCAUCACCAUUUUAUCCUAGUCUCUGGGAAGAUAAAGGCCGUGAGCCCUGAAUCUCCACAGCUACAUUCCGUCCCCUGCAGGGCCAACACUUGGCCACCGCAUCCCUCCCUUUGGAUACAAAAAGUCCAGCGAUGCCCUCCUAGAGUUUAAAGCCAGAAGGGACCAUUAGAUCCUUCAGUCUGAUCUUUUUAGCCCAGGCCCUUACAUUUCACACAGUUACCCCUGCACUGAGCCCAGUGACCUGCGUUUGACUAAAGCCUCUUCCACAAUGGCAGCCGGUCAGGUUUUGAAGACACCAAGAAAUGGAGGAUUCACCACUUCCUUUGGGCGUUUGUUCCACGCUGAGUGAGAAAAAUCGGGGCCUGAUUUCUGAUGUGAAUUUGUCUGGCUUCAGCUCUCCAGCUCCAGGUUCUCGUUCUGUUUUUCGCCAGCAGAUUGCAGAGCCUCGAACACGGCAGUAUACUGUGCCCUUCCCCCACGCCCUCACUUCCAUUACAGACCCAUUCGUCCUUUGUAUCAGGGCUUCGGGCAAGGCGAUUCCACCGCUGCCAGGACAAGGCUCUGCUCUGCUUCUCAGACAUUCCCCAAGCCAGAACCCUGCAGCUGCUCUGGGUCUUUGCUGUCCAUCUAAGUCCACCAGCACCAACCUCUCAGGGCCCUGUCGGGAGAGGGGGCUGCCUAUCUCCCAGCCAGCUGAAAGGGGAAAUCACUGUAAUUCUCACAUUAACCAAUAGGGGCUGGUUCUUGUGAUUAGUUUAAUAUAAAGCAACUUUUGUACCUUUUGUAUUUAAAUUAAAAAGAAGGUGGUACCUGGCUGAGA